AUGGUCCUUACAUGGAAUCGGCCAGAAAACGACGGUGGCUCAGAAAUAGAUGGCUACAUCGUUGAAAAACGUGAUAAAGACGGUGUUCGAUGGACAAAGUGUAACAAGAGAAGACUUAACGAUAUCCGGUUCAGAUGCACCGGACUCACCGAGGGACAUUCCUACGAGUUCAGAGUAUGUGCUGAGAAUUCUGCUGGUGUCGGAGCGUCAAGUGAACCAACAGGAUAUAUCAAAGCUUGUGACCCCUUGUACCCACCAGGUCCUCCUUACAACCCCAGGGUGACAGACCAGUCAACCACAACCGUGUCCAUCUCAUGGACAAAACCCAUCUCUGAUGGUGGAGCAGCCGUCAAAGGAUAUGUUGUUGAGAGGAAGGAAGUAGCGGAGGAAGAGUGGACAACCUGUACACCACCGACUGGUGUUGAAGAAACACACUUCACCGUGAAAACACUGAAGGAAAAUGGAGAAUAUAACUUCCGCAUCUGUGCAAUUAACACUGAAGGAGUUGGCGAACCAGCUGAUGUCCCAGGGACUGUCGUGACGUCUGAGAGAUUUGAGGCCCCUGAGAUUGAACUAGAUUCAGACCUUAGGAAAAUGGUGUCAGUUCGGGCGUGUGCAACACUACGUCUGUUUGUCCCAUUCAGAGGAAGACCUGAACCUGUAGUCAAGUGGUCCAAGAUGGAAGGUCCUCUUACUGAGCGUGCACACAUUGAGGUCACAAGCACCUACACAGUCCUCGUCAUCCACACUGUCGACAGACUUGACACCGGCAAGUAUACGUUGACUCUUGAGAACGUCAGCGGUAUAAAGUCUGUUUUCGUUAAUGUCACAGUGUUGGAUUCACCAAGUGCCCCUGAGCACAUUGAAGUCAAGGACAUUACUAGAGAUUCUGUAUCACUGUCCUGGGAUCCUCCACUGAUUGACGGCGGAGCUAAGAUCACACAUUACAUUGUGGAGAAGAGAGAAGCUCAAAGACGGGCCUUUACCAGUAUUUCAGAUAACUGUGGACGAAAUAGAAUGAAGAUUGACAACCUUAUAGAAGGGGGACUUUACUAUUUCCGUGUACUAGCUGUUAAUGAGCUCGGUGUGGGUUUGCCAGCGGAAACACCAGAACCGAUCAAGGUAUCCCAAGCUCCUUUGCCUCCCGGUCAAGUUACUGUUGUAGAUGUUACCCGCGACAGUGUGAGUCUCGCAUGGGAAAAGCCUGACGAUGACGGUGGUAGCAGAAUCAAAUGCUACAUAGUGGAAAUGCAAACCAAGAGCGAUGGCAAAUGGACUUUGUGUUCUGAGAUAAGGGGAUUGAGAUCAACUAUCGAUGGGCUCUUAACAGGUGAGGAAUAUUCAUUUAGGAUUAGUGCGGUCAAUGAAACAGGCAAGAGUGAACCUAAGCUACUGGGAGAGGCUGUUGUAGUAAACGACGACACAAUGGAACCCAUCAUAGAUCUGAUAUGCAACUCAUUCAGUGUCAAGGCAGGAGACGAUCUGAAGAUCGAUGUUCCAUUUAGAAGCAGACCUGAACCUGAGGUUUCAUGGAACAAAGAUGGUGUUGAAUUGAAGGAGACAGCCAGGGUUAGCUUUCUGACAUCUAAUAACUCAUCAAAAAUCACUAUCAGAAACACAACCCGGGAAGAAUCGGGGAACUAUGAGAUCACCUUAACCAACACAGUUGGUAGAAAAUCAGCCAUAAUAGCUGUUACCAUCUUGGAUAAACCUGGCCCACCUGGUGCAAUCAAGGUAGAUGAAGUCUACGCUGACUAUAUUUCACUGUCUUGGGAUUCCCCACUCUACGAUGGAGGCUGUCCAAUCAGCAACUACGUAGUAGAGAAGAGAGAUACUAUCAUUACAACGUGGAAGACUGUUUCAGCCACAGUUGCCAGAACGUCUAUUAAAGUUCCUCGUUUGACACAAGGCACUGAAUAUCAGUUCCGUAUCACAGCUGAAAACCGCUACGGCAUGAGCCAUGCUGUGGAGUCCGCUUCAGUUGUUGCACAGUACCCCUUCGAGACACCUGGCCCUCCCACUACCCUCCGUGUUGCCCAAGCUACAAAGUCCUUCAUGUUGGUUACAUGGAAUGAACCAGCCAGUGACGGUGGAAGUCCAAUCAUCGGUUAUCACCUGGAAAUGAAGGACUAUAGCAGUAUUCGCUGGACGAAGACUAACAGAGGACGUCUCAUUGCUGAAACAGAAUUUAAAGUGAAUGGCGUUGAAGAAAGCUUGCAGUAUGAAUUCCGUGUUUCUGCUGAGAAUAUUGCUGGCAUUGGACCGUACAGCAAAGCCACUGAGCCUAUAGCUGCAAGAGAUCCAUGUGAUCCUCCUGCUAACCUUACAGUCACGGACAUCACAAGAACUUCAAUUUCUCUUACUUGGUCCAAGCCAGAGAAUGACGGUGGAGCCAAGGUGACUGGCUACAUUGUCGAACGCAGGGAACUUCCAGAUGGUUGUUGGCUGAAGUGCAAUUUCACCAAUCUCCAGGAAACCUGCUAUGACAUCGAAGGCCUUACGGAGGACAUUCAAUAUGACUUCCGUGUUAUUGCAAAGAACUCUGCUGGAGUACUCAGUGAGCCAUCACAAUGUACAGGUGCCAUCACAGUCAAGGAUAACGUUGUUCUACCUUGCAUUGUCUUGGAUAACAAGUAUAAGAAAUUAGUCAUUGUCAAAGCUGGAGAUGUUUUGAGAAUCGAUGCAGAUGUUUCUGGGUGCCCACGUCCAGUCAUUUCAUGGUCAAAGGAUGGUCAAAGUAUUGAGACCAAGGCAAGAAUAGAGAUCACUUCAACACACACUACCACCACAUUACUAGUCAGAGACACUAUCCGAAGAGACUCGGGUCAGUACACUGUAACAGUGCAGAACAUUGCUGGUACAAGGUCCCUGUCUGUAAACUGUAAGGUUCUGGACCGCCCUGGACCAUCCUCUGGGCCGUUGGAUAUCACUGGUCUGACCGCAGAGAAAUGCACUUUGACCUGGAGACCACCUCAAGAAAACGGUGGUGCAGAAAUUCUGCGCUAUAUAGUUGAGAAAUGUGAAACCAGCCGUGUCACCUGGACUUCGGUAUAUGAUGACGUGAAGGCGACAACAUGCAAGGUCACCAGUCUGCGUAAAGGAAACGAAUAUAUCUUCAGAGUAAAGGCAGUGAAUGAAUAUGGAGAAGGAGAAGCCUUGGAGAGUGAGCCAACCAAGGCCACAGAUCCAUUCACUGUCCCUGCUGCACCAACAGAUGUUGAAAUCACCAGCAUAUCAAGUGAGACAAUGACAAUCUGCUGGAAAAGACCUGAGUCCGACGGAGGAAGCAGCAUUUCUGGCUAUGUUAUUGAGAAACGAGAGAAAUCUGGAUUGCGCUGGGUACAGGUGAACACGAAGCCUGUGAAUGACCUUAGGGUCAAGGCAUCCAAUCUCUGUGAGGGAUGUGAGUAUGAGUACAGAGUCUAUGCAGAAAAUGUUGCAGGCUUGAGUCCCCCAAGUAUUCCUUGCAAACUGACAAAAGCGGAGGAUCCACAAUUCCUGCCAUCCGCACCAGCUAAACCCAAAGUCAUUGACUCAACCAAGACUUCUGAUUGGUGUCAGUGA
Salvelinus namaycush (lake trout) is the source of this 3564-nucleotide messenger RNA. Its product is annotated as titin-like. Gene Ontology annotation, molecular function: protein binding. Bases 1 to 3564 code for a protein of 1187 amino acids. The transcript has 2 exons. NCBI's taxonomy places the organism in Eukaryota, Metazoa, Chordata, Actinopteri, Salmoniformes, Salmonidae. The record is from RefSeq and is a predicted model, not a curated record.